Messenger RNA from Fusarium tjaetaba, 1152 nucleotides. Its product is annotated as RNA polymerase II transcription factor SIII (elongin) subunit A. The record is from RefSeq and is a predicted model, not a curated record. Bases 1 to 1152 code for a protein of 383 amino acids. Gene Ontology annotation, biological process: transcription elongation by RNA polymerase II. Lineage: Eukaryota; Fungi; Ascomycota; Sordariomycetes; Hypocreales; Nectriaceae. Gene Ontology annotation, cellular component: elongin complex; nucleus. The transcript has a single exon.
AUGCCACCCAAGUCUCUGUUGGAACUUGCCACUGCGGCAUGCAUCAAAAACAUCCGCGAACUCGACAGUGUUGGCGAUUAUCUUCCUUAUAAAGCAGUCCGCCUCCUUCUCCUCAAGAUCGAUAACGCGAAACAACUACGAACUAUCGAACUAAACUCACCUCAAAUACAGGGCGAGACAGGUGAGGUAUGGCUGAAGCUUAUCAAGCAUGAGUUUCCUAUGGAAGUCAAGCAAAAGGCAUACAAACCACCAAACCCAACUAAAUGGUAUCGUGUGUAUGAGAAAUACAGGUCAGAUCACCAGAAGGCCCUCUUGGAAAGUGAGGCGAAGCUCAAGAAUGCUCUCAUGGGACUCAAGGAGGACAAGGAGAAGAACACCAGCAAGAUUGUCGAUGACAGAAGACUCUUGCCCCGAGGAGGCAGAGUCGGGCCAAAGAAGGCUUGGGGAUUUGGAGCGCGGGACCCAAAUGGAAGCACGCUCGCAUUCAACAGGGGAAGUCGUACCAAGACUCAUAAUGGUGCAAGCGUCAUGCGCAAAGUCCGACGAGAGACGAAGGAGAUUGCCAGUAUCCACGGCGCACUGUCAAGGCCAACACAAGCAUCAAAUGCUAUUACAAAACUCCGCAAGGCGCCUGCAGCUAUGGUGGGCGACUAUCAGAGAGCCGCCAAGCCAACGAUCCGACCUCCGCUCCCUCCUCCGCCAAAAUCAGCAGUAUCUGAUGUAGUUGAAACCCAUGAAGCACGGGCGCAAUAUAUCUCGGACUCUGAUUCGGAAGAUGGGGAUGAUCUGUUUGACGAUGAGCUGCCGGCACCCCGUCGAAAGGCUUCGUCCCAUUUAUCGUCGUCUCCUCUGAAGAAGCCUGCUGCUGCUGGACACAGCGAUUCUACAAGCAAGGUCAGGCAAACUGGUCUUCUAUCCAACAGCUAUAAGGGUCCUAAACCUCAAAUCACAACAUCUUCAAGGCCCAGAGCGGCCACUUCAGCUGGAAAAUCGUUAUCUCCUGCCCCUCAACAGAAACACAUAUCUCUUUCUCCAGAGCCGACCGAACAAUCUUCACCUACACGUCUCACAAACACACGACCGAAUCCGGGCAUCGGACCACGCAAGCGCAAGGCUACGGAUGUCUUCAUGAAGCCUAAGAAAAGAGCUUGA